This is a messenger RNA of Colletes gigas, 11604 nucleotides long. RefSeq lists its product as uncharacterized. The record is from RefSeq and is a predicted model, not a curated record. NCBI's taxonomy places the organism in Eukaryota, Metazoa, Arthropoda, Insecta, Hymenoptera, Colletidae. The transcript is spliced from 13 exons. Bases 449 to 4387 code for a protein of 1312 amino acids.
UCGUCGCACAAGUGUCUUUUUUGGACGCGGUUCACUGUCGCAACCGUGCGCCUUUAACGUUUACGAUUGCUAUUGCAAUUGUAGUUGUAGUUCUGACACGCCGGAAAACAGCACCGUAGAGCUGUGUUGUGUCAAGUACGGGAAUUCAAAUAACAACAUACCUGGGUAUGCCAAAAAUCUUUCCGAAACAUUAUCGAUCCGGCGUUUAGGUGAAGUGAAUACGAACGUGUGCCUGUGUAAAGUUGUGUAGCGGCGUCGCGUCAUUCCGCGCCAUUCGGUGAUUUGUUUUGACAUGUGUGUGUACUGCCAUAUUGGAUUAUCGCAUCGUGUCUUAAGGGUUGUACGGGCGCGAGUGUCGCGUUGAAAAGAACGACGUUAUUCGAAGCGACGAUGGAUCCUACGAUCAAAGCUGCGUGGAUCAGUUAAGGCCAGGGGCGGUCGAUGCCUGAUGGCGUGGUUUGGAACGCAACGCUGGAGAAAUCCUGCUCCAGAAGGUGACGAUGUGCAACGAUCGAUCGAGCUGCUGGACAAAGUGCUCUCAGAGUACGACGAGCACGAAACAGAGGGUGAGGGCGGCGGAGGCGGCGGAGGCGAAGUCGACGGUGGCGUCGGCGUCGGCGUCGGCGUCGGCGGUGGCGGCGGUGGCGGCGGCGGCGGCGGUGGCGGAGGAGGCAGGGGCGGCGGAGACGUCGGGGAUUGUGGAAGCAGCACGGAACCGAGUAUUGGUCUCACGCCCGACGACGAGAGUCCGUCCUUAGGACACCAAUCCGAGGACGACGGUUACAUGAGCAUGAAUGGUCGAAAAGCAAAGAUGGCCCUGGUAGCGCUGCGUCCAGUUCCAGACUGUCCAGAGCCGCAGGAUCCCGCGGGAAUGGCCACGCAAGAGUUUCCACCGCCGCCGGAAGAAGCGGAGCGGAUCAUUUCCACUCUGUUGCCGAUGGUAUCGCCAGGAAACUCUUCGAAAAGGAGCAGCCAUUCCUCGGAUCGUCGAAGCGGACGGCAACAAUGGAUGAUGGCCAUGGAGGACAGCAUACGACACGGAAACGGUAGCGCGGUUACCACUCAAACGACGCUCCCGAAAACUCGACACCAGAGACCGUACGGUUGGGAGAACGGCAACAACCCCGAUCCCCUGAAGAUGACGCAGCCCCCGAGUCCACCGAGCAAGUUCGCCAGCCUGCCGUACGACGGGAAGGUGUCGUUCGGUUGGAUCCCGCCGAGGACCAACCCGACGGCGAUCGAGAGGCAUCGCGAGGUCCGGCGUCGUUCCUCGGACGAGGAGGGCGUCGAGGGCCCGGAACGGGAGAGCAAGACCCACCGGCAGAGCUUCGAGAACGAUCGUACGUCACAUCUGCGGAAGCAACGUCAGAGCGAGAUGAUGAAGUCCAGCAGCGUGGAGGACAGACUCCUGAUGAAUCACGACCGAUCCGAGCAGAACGCCAGGAGGAGGAACGACUCGGACUCCAGCGAGGGCAGAUUCUCCCGUAACUCGGAAUCGGAGAGAUCCUCCAUUCCGCGAUCGAGCUCCGUAAGCGUCGAGAGGUUCUCGAUGAGAGCCACAUGCGACUCGUCGGACUUCUCGCGUGCAAACUCGACGUCGAACUCGAACGAGAGGUUUCACUCGGACUUCUCGAUAGCCGUGGCCAGCGCCAGCUCGAACGACCGCGUGUCCGUGCCGACCUCCGACCCGUUCUCGAUCCGAAAUCUCGAUUUCGUUUCGUUCUCGUUGCCCACGCGUGCCGACUCCAGCGAGAGAUUCUCCGCCCCGACCUCGGACAGAUGCUCCGAGGAACAUUACUCGGACAUGUUCUCCACGCGAAACUCGGACUUCUCCACGCGCAACUCCACCGACUUCAGGACGCAAUCCGAGGAGGAACGGUUCUCCGACGACUCGCUGGAGGAGCUUCUGCCUCCGCCGCCGCCGAUCAGCAAGAGGCACUCGAUCGCCUGGGAGGUGUCUCUGGAAGACGAUCCCCUGUACGCCCCGGGAAGCACCAAAGUGAUCGGCAGGAGGCGACGCAAGAGCAGCGACGUCUCCAGCGUCGGAUCCGCGUCGAAGCUCCGUGACUUUGACGACUGGCAGGAUCAACGGCUCUCUACCACCGACGACGACCUGGUGUCCCCGUACUCGGACUCCUCGACGAACGACCUCGAUCAAAUACGGCCGCAGGACUUGACGAAGAACGGCACCUACGUGAUACGACGCGGCCGGAAGAAGGAGCGGGUAGGAUUGCCGAAAGCGCCCACGAAAACCAGAAGUUUGUCGUUCGAGAACGGCGAGGAGAAUCGAUUGUCGGACGUGAAACGAUACUCGAGCACGUUCGACAACAUCCGAAGCUUGCUCAGGGAAGGGAAACUGGAGCCGAUGAACGAGCCACCGGCGGAAUUCGCGGCCCCCGUUCCGCCCGACCUGGUGAGGGUCGUGUCGCUUCCGGCCAUCAACGACGAGGCCGGAAAUCGCGGACAGUUGGAGGUGACGGUGGAGGAGGAGGAGACGUCGGACGUAUCGGACAAGGAUAAGACGCGGGAGGACGUUCAGCUGGUUCGAGUGUCGCCCGUAGUCCCGGCCACGGUCUCCGUGUCGUUCUCGGUGCCAUUAUCGCCGUCCACCGUGGAGCAACGUCGGGCGAACGUCGACCAGGACAGAGCCAACGAAUGCAACGGAGUUUCUCUUUCGUUUUCGAAAUCCGGCUCGAACAGUUCCGGCCACGUCGUGGGCGGCGUCGGCGGGAAGAUCGUCGAGGAACCGAGCGGCGUACCGAGGAAGUCGCCGAGCACGAAUACGAAUGCGAAUUCGAAUCCGAGCGUUGGGAACGAUCGAUUGGUGUCGAAGAUCCCGGUGAAUUUGUUGAUCGAGGACCAGAUCGUGAAGAAGGCUCUGAAGGAGAACCGUCGACAACUCGAGAAAGUCAGCGACGCCAUCAAGGAGAUCGAGAGCGUGAAGAACAGCGAAUCGUACUCGGAGAGCAAACGAUGGAGAAACGGCGACGCGAAACUGAUGGGUAAGAGGAACAGCCUCGAGAACGAACCCCACGAACGAAAGAUACUCGACGGCCUAGCGGAAUCGCGCCCGAGGAAACGCCACGAUUCGGACGUAGACUCCGACGCAUCGAAAACCAGCCCGGAGACGGACUUUGACGGCAGAAGAACAAACGGUACCGACGGCGUUUACUCGUCGGGUAGGAGAUCGCGGCAGAAUGGCGUCGAGAGCCACAAGAACGAUCAGAAACAGAUCGAGAACGUGAUCGACGCUAUUCUAGAGGAUUCGAAGAAUCCGGAAUUUCAGGUAAGCGUGGAGGUUCUCGAGUUCCCUCCGUUACCACCUUCCCCCGUGGAGGAGGCCGACGAGGAGAGCUCAGACGUCGGCCAAAGCGCCGCGAUCACCACGAAACCGAAAGCUCACAACAGCAACCGGACGAUGGAAUACAGACCCAGGGUGCCACCGCAUCGCGGACCAGCCAGUCUUUCCUCGGAUUCCAAGGAUCAUCAAACGUCUCUGAACACCAGAUCCAUGGACGCUGGAUUCUCUCGGGGUAGACGCACGCCCGUCACCAGCAAUUCCAGACGAGAGCAAAUACCCGUGGAACGACGAACCCUUCCCACGGAUCUGCCUGGACCAUCGCGACGACGACCGUUCACCAAGCGACACUCGCCUUCGGCGGAACCAUGCUCCACCGGUGGAAACGGCAGCGGCUGUAGUGGCAGCGUCGCUGGAAACGGAACUAGCAACGGUGCUUGUAGCGGUGGCAGUGGAACCACCGGUAACGUGUCGACUGGUUCCGGAAUGCAGACCUCCUGCUCGCUCCCCGAAACUCCAGUCUUCGCCAGAGGAAGCGACAUCCCCAGGACACCACAGCAUGCGAGCAAUCCGACGCAAACGCGUCGCCAACCUGGUUGGUACGCCCCAACCACGGCUACCACUGGAUAUCGAAGAAAUAAUCCGGGACUGGAGCAGGCGAUAAUCGGUACGGAGUUGCUGAGAUUGGCUGGUGGACCGAAUCGCGGAUGGUACCCCACGAGGAAAGCGAAUCAACCACGUCCAGCGUCGAUCGAACAUUUGGAACGGUUGAACAACGCGUACGACGCACGGUUAGCAGGCACCGGGGACCAGAGAAAACCGUUGACUUUGCCCACGAACAUCACACCGAACAAAUACUUCGGCCAAAGUAAGCACAGCUCCGCCUCCAGCACUCGCGAGGCGCUACGGAGGGUCACUAGCUUGCUCAUCAAGAAAGGAAGCGGAAGCAAGGACAGCAAAAGUGGAAAGGACAACGCGUCGCCGUGCGGUCCCUACGCCGCGGCCGAAUGCGGGGACGCGCCGAAGAAGAAAGGAUUCUUCAAGGGUUUCUGGAAGAGGUCGCGCCAUUACUCGCUGGAAAACCAAUAGCCCAGGUGUGGCAGGGUGAUGCGCCACCAACGACAGAGACACGCGCCGAGGCAACAGCACCCUUGUCGGCAGCAACGCAUCGCUACGAGCGCUCUGGCGGACAGCACUUUCUGCUGCAUCGUCCAGUAAAGCCCCAGGUGUGUCAGGUUCGUGACGGAACCGGGAACAACCAGCAGACGGCAGGGCAAACAACGUUCGCUCGCGUUCCUUCGUCCAAUCUCGUCGACCUUUUUAGUCCGCCAGAUCGGCGACCACGACGGGGACAACGACGACGACGACGACCCCCGAGUCCAAGCAACAAGUACGACAGAGCCCGUGGGGUAAAUCAUAUUUUUGCCUAUUUUACGUUUCACUUCGUUUCUCCUUUUUCUUCGUUCACGUUUCUUUGAUCACCCCCCUCCUCCUGGUUUUCGCUUGAUUUCGCGGCGAGCCGUGUUCACUGCUCGGCGAAUGCUCGGUGAGCACGCGUCGAGACUUUCGGUACGUUUUUCUUUUCCCUCGGCUCGAGGCUCGAUCGGGUCUCGAUUACAACGGAGCUUUUGCAUUCCCGAGAGUCACCGGUCAGGUUCGUAACUAAUCUCAUCGGAACGUGGAAGGUUCGAUCAGUCGAUUGGAACGGGCGGCUACUCGAUUUAGCAAACGCCCGAAACAAGGAAGAAAGAAAAGAGAAAAAAAAAAUGAAUAGAAAAUGCAAUAAUCGGCUUUCUUGACGGCGGUCGCGGCCGGGUCGAUCGAUCGAUCGAUUCCCGACCGACCGGCGCGAUCGCGAGCACCGAGCUCUAAGUGUUUCCUUUCGUAUUAAUUUUUGUAUUUAACGCGUCGACGAAAUACGUUCUAGAGAGUGAGUAAUAAAAUAUAAAAUAUCCUGUAUUCAAAGUAUUGGAAUAUUUCAUAUACACUUGCGUUAGGCGGCGUGUGACGACACCAGCAACGGGGGUGAAAGGGCGUAGGAAACACGUAGAAAAUGCGCGCGCGAGUGCAAUCGCGACGAACAAAAACAAAAAAAAAAAAAAAAAAAAUUACAGUGAUACCGCACGACGCAUUAUUAUCGAUAGAAUUGUAAUUUCCCGGAUACGUUAACGCGUUACUGUAUUCAUAUUAUUUUCAUUACGCCAGCGCUGUUAUUGUUGUUGUUACUAUUAUAAUUAUUAUUAUUGCUAUUAUUAUUACCGAUAGUAAUAUUAUUCUUCGUAUUAUUAUUACUAUUAUUAUCAUCAUCGCGACUAUUAGGUUGUGCAAUGAGUCUCGUUACUGGUGAUGUUUUAUGUAAUUAUUUCUUUUAAAAUUUUACAACGAACGAAGUAAAUAAAAAAUCGGAUAGUCGAAGAUCAGGUAGUGAAACGUCCCGACCAAAUUGCAAUAAUUUUUGUCGCACCGUUCGAGACACGAUCGUGGUGGAAAAGAACAUUUUUUGGGAACACGUUUCUUCGGUAUGGCCGAUUAUGAACGGACUUAUUGCACAACCUAAUGCAUGUUACUAGCACCAGUGCCGCUAUUACGGAGAAUAUUAUUUUUCUUACAACCUCUAUCGCUAUUAUCACUAUCUCUACUGUCGUCAUCAUCAUUAUUAUUAUUUAUUAUUAUUUAUUAUCAUCAUCAUCAGUACCGUUGUUGUUGUUAUUACGAUCAUUAUUAUCAUCAUUAUCGAUACCGUGGUACUACUACCAGAAGCAUUAUAUACGUACGCAGAGACGCAGUUACACGCCAAUACGUGCGCACGAAUAACGAAUUAUCAUUACGAAACGAUAACAACUAUUAUUACGAAUUAACGAAUGAAUUAAUUACUAUUAUUGGUAAUCGGUAUUAUUAUUAAUAAUAUAUAUAGACAACUGAGAUCAUAUAGCUAAUAAUAUAACGAAUGGUGGCGAUAAUAACGGUAAACUACAAAGUUAUAUUUAGAAUAAUUUUUGGAUUCGACGUAGCACGUUCUCCUCGGAUUUUUGACAAAGUCGAUCGUACGGAGAGUCGCUUGAAUGCCAAAGACUGUCUCGCGGCGUGUCGAGCUCGACCUGUACAGAAAUAUAUUUAUCGUUUCUUGCUGUUCGUUAGAUAGAUCGACCGAUCUAUAAUUGCGAUAUUCUACGGUCCAUCGGACCAGCACGUACUCGUGCACGUUUAGCGACGAGUCGGACAAACGUUUCUCGUUUCCCCCCUCCCCCCCUUUUUCACAAUUUUUCUACCGCGAAUCGAUCGACAACGCGCACGAGCGACUUCGGUCCCGUUCGUUCGAUUCUUUCCAUUCACUUUCUCCGUUCGCGUCCGACGGGGAACAGUAUUCCCCGCUUAAGUGCAACGAUAUUGGUCCCGGUCACACGCACGAAGUAGGAGGAUCUUUUGUGUUUUGGACCAAGAAUAAAUAACAGAGAAUACGAGAUAACAAAAUAAAUCAGUCAUCGAUGAAAAUUAAAAUUUACAUAUUUUUUUACUACCUCUUGAUAUCUUCCGGGCUAAACUGUGUCUAAAAGCGACUACUACGUAUAAUAUAUAGUCGAUAGAUACAAAAAUAAAUGAGUUGCGUUAAAUAUAAAAUGAAAACCGCACGGAACGUAUGGACCAACCUGAUACACAAACGAGGGGAGAAUUUGUUGCAUAGAAGCUGGGAAUACAGGUGUAGUUUACGCGUUUAGAAGUCGACGGGAAACUCUCGACGGUAGACGGAUGAAAAUAAGAACGAGGAACGUCGGUCGAUCGCGAAGACAGUUUCGUGUAAACGCGAUCGUUGCUUUAUUCCAUUGCGAUUUUCUUAUGGUGUAGCGCGCGUUAUGGUCUUGCUACAGCGUGUGUACAGUGAGUCCUGUAAAUAACGAUUGCGUGGUGAUACGUAAAAGAAACGCGAAAAGGAUAGACGAGUUGUUCCGCGAUCAUCGUUCGUUUCGAAGAUGGCAUCGGGACGGCGAGAAUGGGCAUUCGAGAGAGAGUAAUGGCGGCCAACGCGCCGCGCAACGAGAGCUACGGAGCCACGAGAAUUUGGUCCGCUUUGUCGUACAUCCGUUGGUACGCGACACCUACCUGAUAAGACUCUUAGUUAAAGGUAGUUUAAUAAACAUUAAUGCUACUAAAAUUUAAUGCCAAUUAAACGAACGUUCGUAAAGCAACAUUCGCCGAAGGUGGUAUCUCAUUUUUACGCGCAACACCUAAACACGCACCCAAUCGCGAACAGUCUUCCCGAAUUUCUUUCUUUCUCGUGGUCGAGUUCGUCGGGAAACAGACACCGCGGAUCGUCGUGCAGUAAUGAUUCCGGGGGGGAUAUAACCCCCCCCUUGUAGCCCAACGAAGCGUGAAAGACGACAUUUAAAAAACGAUACGAGCUGUGGAGUGCCGGUGACGAUUCGUACGGAAAGACAAUGACUUCUUUUUUUUUUCUCUCGUUCGUUCCUCGCUGGUCCUUUUCUUCGGUUGUCGGCCAGGAGCGUCGACGAUACACCGCUGCGUGCAAAUGUCCGUCGGUGUCGAAUUUCACCUACAGCUGUACGAAAGACGAUGCCUCGUCUCGAGAAUCAUUACUGUGCUUCUUCCCGGCGUCUCUCGUUUUUUUUGGGGAAGCGAAACGACGAGCCGUGGGUUUCGUUCGACGUCGGAUAGUGCGAUCCGUCGCCCGACAGGUGGCGCUCGAGGAACGGACAGGGGAAUGGGGAAGUUGGUCGGAACGUUUCGAAAGGACGACGACGCAAGCAGGACAUUAACGAUGCGAUUAAUACGUAACGAGUUCGGAGAUCGUAGAUAAGUAGAAGCUAAGCACCAAACCGUACGCCUUACACAGAAGAAUUCACGGUUUGAGGAUGGCCGAAGAGGAGCUUUUCUUCGAGAAGAUUGAAACGGAACGGGGAUUCAUAUACGUAUAAACACGUGUCUUCUAAAAAGUAAUACGGUGAAGGUGACUCCAAAUGACGAGUGCACGAUCGAGAGUGCGACAACGGAGCGGGAUGAAGUGAAUGAUCGAGUGAAAGAGAGAAAGAGAGAGAGAAAGAGAGAGAGAGAGAUAUGCCUUUUCAGAGAAGAGAACGUUUCAACCGUCGGGGAAAGAAUGUCGACAAUCAACGGAUGAAGUUACGCUCGAUUCGUCAACGUCUCGACGUCGAUCGAGAUAGUCGAAACGAAACGCACAGAUUGUUGUUUCAGAUUUGUCGCCAUGUAAUUUAUUUUUUUAAUCCUAGUCGUUCCCUGCGCGUUACAGGCUCGUGGCACAAAACGGUUUGGAGGCAUUUUCACGCGACGCGCUUCAAUUAUCCACCAGCAGUCUGCUUAAAAGAGUACGAUGUAACGUUUUUAUUUUUAUCUUUUUUCUUUUUAAACAAAAAAAAAAAAAUUACAAAAAAGAGAGAAAAGAAGCGGAAGGAUCGAGACGAUUUUAUUGCACGUGUUCUCAAAACCUCACUUAGGGCUAGUUUACAAUAUCUGGCGCCAUUACGACACAUUUCCUCUUCUUUUUUUUUCGAAUAACUUGUUACAAAAAUAUUUUACGUACGACUUACUCGUUCUAUAAAUCUAGUUAUCAUUUACAAUAUUUACCUGCAAGGGUUACAUUGACAAUAACUAAUAUUAUCAACCUUCUUUCUUUCGAUGCUCCAACCUAUUUGGAGCUUCAGCUUCUCUAACUGCUCUCGUUAGAUUAGAUUUUCUAAUGUUAGGAGACUGACUAUUGUUAUUUCAGUUUAAGCUCUUUGUUACCUUUCAUUUAAGUCUGACUGUUGGGAAUACGGUACUUCAGCCAUGCUGUUAGAAUUAUUGUUAUUAUUAUGGUCAUCACUAUAUGAACUAUAUAUGAGCAAGGUUCUUGAUUUUUCUUCUCAAUAACACCUUUGUAUAGACACCUGAAGGUUGCUUUUCCAUCUCCUGUUUCUAGUUUAGCUUUGCUUACCCCUCUAAUUAUGUUGUUGAUUUAAACUAAUAAUUUCCACGCACUAGGUGAAUUUAAAUUUUCUUCAGGAGUUGUUCUAUAUUCCAGCAAGGCAAUUUAUUUUUUACAGUUUGUACCAUUCUUUCCAUCGAGUAAUUGCUUCUCAGAUUAUACAAACUAGUAUGAUCGAUGACCCAACCCUUUAGUGGACCCUCCACUAAGAUUAGCUCCAAGGGAAUUUAUUAUUUACUAAUGCUAUUUCAAUGAACCCUAAACAGUAGUCUACUCUCGUUUGCAGUGUUUGUAACCACGGUAUAUCAUGCAACAACAAAGGCUGUUUUCGAUUCAUAUUAGGGUAUUUGUGCAAGUUUCACAUUGUUCUAUUUUAUUUUUAACACUUUGACUGCCACGUCAUAUAUGGGUGACAGAGAACUUUUAACAGUGGAACUAAAACAAUGAAUUCUCAAGUUGAAAUGUUAAAAAAAAUCAAUUUUAGUAGGCUUCGUAAAUUUUAAUGAGGUUAGAAAAGUAAAAUCAGAGUUUUGGUCUCGCAAACAAUUUUAGGAUUUUAGACUGGCAGUCAACGGGUUAAUGUCAAAAUUAGGCCAGUAUAGAGCACUCCUGGAAUCCUUUGCAGGGACUGUUUCAUCUACAACAGGAUGUUAAAUCCCCCCUCUUUUCAUUUUAUGGACAUCGACCGUGAUGUAUCGCCUAUUGGGGCUUGUUCGAAGCUAGCUAGAUGUUAUUUUAUCGCCUAUGCCUUGGAUCACACCAAGGAUCAUCAGUCCAUAAAUUGUCGAGAUCCAAACUCGGGCAAGUUUCUGACUCAGGCCUCGAAGUUGUUCCCCGAUCCACCUUUUGCACAUCCUGUCGAAGGUUUUCCUCCAACGGAGCUCCUUCAAUUGUGUUUUGGGAGUGGUUUUCGUAGACUUCGUCCCGGUGAAUGCUAGGAUAUCAGCUAAAAUGCAAGACUCGAACGUCCACACCAUUUUCUCUUCUUGUUCCUCGGACACUUUGACGAUCGUGAUUUUCUUAUUUUAGACUCUACGUUUCAGUUGACUUUUAACACCGCGUUAUGUUAAGAGCGGAAGAAUCGAGACGAUAGCUUUUAUUGCACGUGCUCUUAACCGAUUUGCUGCUCGCUUAGGGCUAGUUUGCACGCGACGCCUUGAGCCUAGAACCGAUCGCAAGAAGAUGAACGACGCGUGGACGAAAGUGAACCGGAGAAGAGGAGUCAUAGACGGGAGAUUCGAUCGAAACUUCGCAUAGUUUAACGAUUUUACGGGUAGAAUCGAGAGCGUGAGGGUAAAGCUUACCUCUUCAGGGAUACCGGCACACAUGUGUACAUUUAGUUCGUAAGUUAUUUUAAAUAUUGUAACAUGGAAAUAACCAUCUAGUAUUGUGAAUAAAUAUUCGUAAUUAAAUUUCCCCCAAUGAUAUAACACGGACACGUCGUUGCAAUAUUUAUACGGUUCGUUACGGGUGCGAUAUUGGUUUCGGUUUCUUUUUCUCUCACUUCCGGGCGUAACACGAUUCGUCCCUGAAGGGGGCGGAUGGCGAUCGACGAGUCGAUUCGAGCAACGGGAAAGGUUUAGUACAAAAUUGAUAGCUUUACCGCUUGAAAGAAGAAGGAACGGGAGAAAACGAUCAACUUUUGUAAGACUGUAUCGCGUUUCGAUCGAUGAGAGCGGCCAAAAGAGUCAGACGAAUAAAAUCGACAUUACACCGAUCGAUUCGUAAUCCGAAACUACAUCGAAAUUCUGUCGAUAGAGUUAAACGUUUGGAUAUGUGCCAUUUCGUUCGUUGGAACCCUCUUUUUGGUGUUUCGUUUCUCGCGCGAUUCGCGACUUCCGGUCCGGCGUCGGGCAGAUUUCAUUCCCGAACGACGAAUAAAAAUUUUCGAAUCGUUAAAAAUAUUCUGGCAAAUUAUUCGAUCGAUAUAUUUUAAAUAUAGUUUGACUCGUUGUAGUUCGAUACAAGUGGGACGAUAGAGUUCCAAACUCAACCAUCGAGACUUUAAUAUUUUUAUUUCUAUUUUUUAGGGGCGAGAUUCUCCGAUCCUCGAAUUUUCUUCGCGAUUUUUUGUUAGAUCUUUGUAAUCUAAACUCCGCCACUGACCACCAUAAAUAGAACGAAUAAAACGUUUGUAUUCGUUAUUCGCGAAUAAAAUUUGCUCGAUUCUGGUUCUGGUCGAACGCGGGAUGGUCUCAAGAAUCGGUGAAUUUGUUUCGUGCGAACCGAGAACGAUUAGAAUGGCGGACGUAAGAUACGUUGAUCGAUAGAAAAUACCAGAAAUGAACGUUUCGUUCGCGACCUUUUGAGAUAACACUUUUUAGAAUGGAAUCGAUCUGCGAGUAAGCGAGAGCGAUUUUUAUGUAAA